GCGUUCCUGUUUGCGAUUGGACGGUUGACAACAUGGACCUUGAGAGCCGGCUCACCAUCGAGAACAUGUUGCACGAAGAGCGUCGAUAUCUGAGAACCAACAACGGGCCCAUCACAAGAAGGCUUAAUAAGAAGAAGUCUUCCCCGCAUCUACGAUGGACUCCUCACGAAAGGCUUCAGUUUGAGCAAGGAUAUAGGAACUACGGUAACCGAUGGACUGAGAUAGCUCGAUUAAUCCCCACAAGGAGUCCCCUGCAGGUCAAGAACUACGCUAGGAACUACUUCCCCAAAAAG
Molecule: messenger RNA, 293 nt
Organism: Acanthaster planci (crown-of-thorns starfish)
Lineage: Eukaryota; Metazoa; Echinodermata; Asteroidea; Valvatida; Acanthasteridae
Gene: mysm1
Product: Myb like, SWIRM and MPN domains 1
Molecular function (GO): protein binding; metallopeptidase activity
Source: RefSeq, a predicted model, not a curated record